Molecule: messenger RNA, 1044 nt
Organism: Guillardia theta CCMP2712
Lineage: Eukaryota; Cryptophyceae; Pyrenomonadales; Geminigeraceae
Exons: 5
Coding region: 1-951 (316 amino acids)
Source: RefSeq, a predicted model, not a curated record
AUGCUGAGCACUCCUCUUCAGGAGCACAUCAAAGCAAUCAAAGCAGCGCAGACUAGUGAUGCCGAAUCACUGGGUGUCGUUUUGAAGAGAGCAGCGAACAAGGCGCUUGGAGGAGGUAUAGCAGGUGCCGGCGCCAUGGCUAUUCAGGUCACUUCGCUCAUGUGGAUGCGUACUACGAUGAACUAUCAGUAUCGCCAUGGUUCCAGCACCUUGCAGGCCAUGAAACAUCUCUACCAUGAGGGAGGAGGAGGCCUUGGCGGAAUCAUUCGCUUCUAUCGUGGGUAUCUGCCAGCUCUGGUUCAAGGCCCACUCUCUCGCUUCGGAGACACUGCUGCAAAUGCGGGAAUGCUCGCUCUGCUUGAUUCCCAUGAAAGCACGAAGAAACUCCCUGUCGCUGCCAAGACUAUGGCAGCAUCAUUUUCCGCUGCUGGUUUCAGGAUGUUUUUGAUGCCUGUGGACUGCCUGAAGACCACACUACAAGUUGAGGGGAAGAAUGGAGUCGCCUUGUUGGCUAACAAGAUUCGAACGAAUGGAAUUGGUGUCCUCUGGUAUGGAGCCUUUGCCACAGCGGGUGGUACCUUCGUUGGACACUUUCCUUGGUUCUACACCAACAAUCUGAUGAGUGAAAUGCUUCCUCCUCCCAAGGAAUUUGCAACAUUCCUUGGAAACGAGUUCGCGCAGAAACUUUUGAGAAAUGCUGUCAUCGGUUUCGUAUCAUCUGCUGUUUCUGACACUUGCUCCAACUCUAUCCGUGUAAUCAAGACUACCAAGCAAACGCAUGAGAAGAAGAUUUCAUACCGGCAGGCGGUUGUGGAGGUUGUGAGCAAAGACGGAGUUAUUGGCUUGUUCGGUCGUGGCCUUGGAACUCGAAUCAUCACGAAUGGUGUACAAGGGCUGAUGUUCAACGUCUUAUGGCGUUUGGGACAAGAUUAUCUCAACAAGCAUCAUUAAAUCUUCAUUCAGCAUGGUGCGUUGCUGAGCAAGGCAAAAUCAUUGUUCGGUUCUUUACUCGUAGCUUAUUAAAAGAUAAACGUCACAAAGUCU